Molecule: messenger RNA, 3081 nt
Organism: Psilocybe cubensis
Lineage: Eukaryota; Fungi; Basidiomycota; Agaricomycetes; Agaricales; Agrocybaceae
Exons: 1
Coding region: 1-3081 (1026 amino acids)
Source: RefSeq, a predicted model, not a curated record
AUGGAUUCCACAACGUACGUUGUCCAUCUAUCUCCGAGUAUACUCCUUUACAUCGUCUCUAGCGUAUUGAUCAUGUUUGUCUGGUAUUACAACAGGUCGGCAUUCUCUGUAUUGCCUAUUAUGGGCUACGCAUUGCUGGCCAUCGUGCUCGCCUACCUCAGUAUUCGAGGGUAUAGGUACCUAAAAUCGAGGGCACAAACCUCGGUCUCUCUCCCCAAGCCGGUCUCUGGAAGUUCCCAUAAAUCCACUUAUGCCUUGGGUCGUUCCACGGGAUGGAAUUGGAGGCGAUGGAUAUUACCACGUGUUCCGUCAUGGCCCAAAGUUCCAGAGGUCGUAGUAGGAAAGGCUAAGGCAGUAGCCCACUCAAAAAACCUGAGUGUUGAGUUGUUACCGACGACUGGUCUGCCACCUCCCCCGACGGCCUCCCCAACCCCUAUUGCUGCAGUGACAAUGCCUACCCCACAGCUUGUGGAUCUAACUACACCUGCAACACCACCCCUAACGACUGGAACUACUUUUAACUCUUAUCCAACGUCGCCACGAACACCAUCGCCUCCUUACAUGCCGCAUAUAAGCACAUCCAAACUUAUUUAUCCAACCCCGCCGCAUGCAUCAUACCCUCGUCCACCUUCCCCUCAUGGUAUUUUUGCAACAACCAUUCAGAAACCCCACCGUAGGAGUAGAAGUCUUGGUGGCGUUCCUGUCCGACGCCUUUCAGGAGGUACCUCUGGAUUGCGAAAUGCUAUUGAACUUAAAGAACUGUCUGGAGACCACAAACGAGGAACUAGUCGGGAGCAUCUUCUCAUCGACUUCAAUUCUUCGAGCUCAUCGGAUGACGAUAGAGAAAGCAUUAUGAAGAUAUCUCCGGCCGCAUCAGAUAUUGGCAUCCUUCCACCAGGAAAAGGCUUGAUGCCUUUGGUUGACCCGCGAAUGGUCGGGAGACAUGUCCCCCUUGUAGAUCUAGGGGAUGACAACCAUUUCUCGUCCCAGGUAGAACAUGAAGACGAUAGUUGGCGGUGGUUUAAUCCCUCUGGCGUCACGACACCAUUGGCUGACAGGAUUGGGACCAGUAUUUUGCGCCCCAAAUCAUCACUCGCGACCCUUCGUGUUGAAAAACUGGUGGAUGUGGAUAGCGAGAGUGAUUCCGAGCCGGUCUUGGGAUCCAACCCUAUUGGGAUUCAUCGCGUGGAAGUUCAGACAACUCAGAUAGAAAAGCUCAUUGAUAUCCACCCGCCCAAAGAGGAAGUCAAAGUCAAAGAAGCCACUCUAGUUGAUGUUGACGACUAUACCUCAGUCGCAGAUGGUACUCAAAAUCAGGGGCAGCUUGUGGACGUUGAAAGCCUUGGAAACACGUUGGAGCCAAUACAUAGCUCACCCCCACCCUUCCCGAUCCAAACAUCCAUCCUCAUGAAAGCCACCCUCCCAUUACCUCAAGAAACUUUGACUCUCGCCGAAAGUCCUUUUGCGAACCCUCUGGCACGUGCACAGUCACCUACUGUCGAAAAUCAGGAUCAAAUUUCUGUAGUUUCUAAGAAUCCUGGUCUUCUCGUUGAACAUGCGAACGAAGAACACGAACUUUACCACUCCGAGAGUAAAACCUCUAGCCCUCUUUCCGAAUUCAAUUAUAUCUCCGAAAGUACGUCGAAAGGGGCCGAGGCAGAAGAUUUAGAGAGUGGAAUUCUUUCUCAUGACGGAUGGGAAUGGGACCUACCUGGCCACAGUGACCCUUGGGCAAGCCAUAUAGCAGAGACCCCGUCGCCCAGCUCAGAGGUAUUCGUGUAUACUGGAUUGGACGCCGUAGAAAGGGAGGGACAUGAACCGGAUGUUUUGACAUUGGAUACAUCCCUUCCGUCCGCAGGGUCUGAUUUGGAGUCCGAAGGGUUUAAGUACGACGCGGAAGUCUUAGAGAAGAGUCCGGGCGCAUCCUUGCUUCCGACGGAAUUGACAGAGGAAGACGAGGAAGAGAUGCCAUCUCUUACCUUGAGUGACGACUUAGAAAACCCUACACCAGAUCAUGUCGACUUCAAUCUAAGCGAACAUAUACUGUUGGAUGAAGAACAAGAUCUGACUCCAAAACCGACACCUUCCUCUUUAGAGCUCGCCCUUCCUGCUAUGCCUGCCGAGGGUGUUAUGCUAUCGGAGGACUAUCCUGAUCCAGAAUUGCUUCCCUUGCCCGAAUCGCCAUUGCUGUUGACAAUUGACAUCCCUGAUCCUGAAACUCCUAGCCUCGCCUUCGAGAAAGAUGAACCUGUGGAAAGGGCCAUGCCAUGCCAAACCCCUACACCCCCAGCAUCACCUCCGCCCAUCUCGCCGUUGCGAUUUGUCAACAGUUCUAAUGGUUCAAACGUCUUUCAUCUGUCUCCCCAUGCCACCACACAAAGUAUGUCACACUUGCAACUCCCCUCCUCGCCCCGAUUGUCUGUUUCCACCGGGCGUUCCCCUCGAACUUCUUCAAGUCCAUCGCUCCAUGAUAUUGAAGAAAAAGAAAACGCAACGCCAACUGCAUUGAGUCCCAAAAACCCAAAAUCAAUCGUUGCCCAGGAUGUGCAUGUUACCCUUGCAUCAAAGGGUGGUAACACACAGGAAAGUCCGGUUUUACACAGAAGGAUUUUGGGCGACCAUAUUGCUGACGAAGUCGAAUCGAAGCAAAGUGAACCGGCCACGGACGAUGUAGUUGUACACAAUGAGAUGACACCUGAAUCAUACUCGCUUCCAGAGACGGACAUAGCAAAGGCUGUGCAGCACGUGCUUGCAGUCAAGCUUUCUUCCAAUUUCGACGAGACACCACUCCCGGGCUCAUUCCCGGAUUCCAAACCAUUUGUUGAAGUAUCUACGCCUAUUUCCAAACCCGACACUUCUGCUACAUCUACCACCAUCGGCGCCCGGCUUGCCAUGACUUCUAACUCUCUGACGCCACGGCCAUCUGCACGCGCUCUUGUUCGCUCUCCUGUCGAUAUCGCGUUGGCGAUGCAGCUUCGCCCCGGACUCGGUGCUGGCGCAGACCCAGCGUGGAUGGUUCGCUUUUUGAUGGCAAUGUUUGGCUGGCUCGCCGUCGUCGUUUCGGGUCAAGUAGAAUAUUAA